Messenger RNA from Sorghum bicolor (sorghum), 2893 nucleotides. RefSeq lists its product as uncharacterized. Lineage: Eukaryota; Viridiplantae; Streptophyta; Magnoliopsida; Poales; Poaceae. The transcript is spliced from 2 exons. The record is from RefSeq and is a predicted model, not a curated record. The coding region runs from base 1561 to 2844 and encodes 427 amino acids.
UAGAUGUAAAAACUUGUGUUUGAUUGAUUGUGUCUUUUUUUACAUUACCACGGGGUCUACAUUUAUACCCUUUCCAAAAAGAGUUACAACCAGACACAACUAGGAUUCUACUUCCAAACUAGACGAAGUCCGCAUACAAAACAGACUCUAACUAUCGAAAACAUUAAUUUAUUCAUCCUAGGCGGUCGGUGCACCGUCAUCCUUUUCUCUUCAUGUCCCACACCUCCUUCUACUAUCAUCGGCAAACUAACUUCCAUCCGCAUCGGCAACCAUUAAUAUCGGCCACCGGCACAGAUUAACAAUCAUCCCUGUACUUGGCCACAUCCAGCUGUUUCGUUAUCGGCAAUAUAACCCAUCGGCAACUCCUCUGAUAACCAGUCACCAUUCUUUUCGCCUGGCGAUCUGCAUCUCAUUAACUCCCAGAUACGUGUCCAGAGAUACGUGUCCAAAAACGGUGUCAACACAUGCCCUCUAAAUUCAGAGUAUAAAAUUAUUAAUGCUUCGAAAUUCUCCUCAGUAAUGAUGCCUUUCCGCAAUUACUCCUCUCUGACCACAAUUAAUUAUCAAAUCCAAACAACCUUAGUCUGGAUCCCUAGCAUGCACCCCGAAUCCUUCAACCUUUCAAGCCGAACCACCCAAACAUCCGUUCAUCAGCAAUUUUUUCUGUUAGAAUAGACUGCCGAUGAACCCACCAGGAGAUCUUGUACAGUAAAAUAUCUUCAAAAUCAUGACCGCUAGCUGUCAAAUCACCUGCACAAUCCGUUGACUACCGUGCGAGCAGUUACCAUAUCCACCUGAACACCCUCACGUUUUACGGAUACGGCAGAGAGAUAUGUCAGAAUUGCCCAUGCUCACUUUACCCUAUAAAUACUUCCUUCCUUGGUACUCUUCCUCCACCUUGUCAAUCUAGAUCUUCCAAACCCAUCUUUCCGGCGACGGCAUCGUUGGAGAACCCAAGAACUCCAGCAAGGAUAUUCCCCAACAGUUCUUCAAAUCUUCGAUCUUCCUCCUCUUUGAGAAGAAAUGGCCGUCAACUUCACCGUUCCUGAAGUCAAUUCUAUUCCACCUCCUUUUUCUUUUACCGUACUUUUAUCUUAUGCAAAUCUAUUUACUUAGCACUUUCUUUCUUUCUUUUCCCUUUUUUUGUUCUUCCAACCUUCAAACCUUUAGGAACUGGCCGAGAAAAUUGUUAUUCCCACCGAACAACCCCACUUUCAAUGUCUCGGGCCGUUGGGUAAUCCGGAUCCUAUCGAUCUGAUUAAUGCGGAAACAAAUAGGAUCCCCUUUAGAGCUGAGAAUUUCUCCUUAGAUCUAUGGAAAGACACCUUCUGAUCUUGGCCUAGUUCUACUAAGGGAUGGAAGGAUUGGUUCUUGAGAGUUAGCUAUUCAAAUGAAGUCCGAUGGGGUGAGCGUAAAUUAGACCAGUGUAUCAGGCUAUCCAUUGCCGAUAUGGAAAGAAAUGAAUCACUACUGAUAGCAGCCUCGUAUUUCUAGUCAGACACCCUCAAUGCUUUCUUGUUUGGUCAUGGCCCUGCUUCUCCUACCCUUGCCGAUGUACUUAUGCUCACUGGUCUAGAAAUAGCAACUGCCGAUGAUAGUCACCUGUUCGAUAGCAAGCCCGAAUGUAAAGUAGAAACUCGCAACAUCGGCGGUUGGUCAAGGUAUAUCCAGAAGUACCGGAAAACAGGACCAGUUGGGCAAAGGGAACACACCAUCUUUCUGAACAUGUGGCUAGAUAAAUUUGUCUUCUAUGGCCGAUCGGUAGGACCAACUUCUGAUUAUCUAUCGGCAGUAGUGAAACUAGCCAAUGGUGGUCGAUUCCCUCUUGGUCGAUACCUCCUAGGCUCUGUUUAUCACCUCCUUCAUCAAGUGGCUGAGAAACUUCUGUUAGGUCAACCCAUCGGCAAUCUAGGAGGUUUUUGGUGGUUCAUCAACAUGUGGCUCAAUGUUCACAUGCAUAAACGCCUUCGAUUCGAUCUCUUUGCACAACGGUUUCCUAGAGACAUUGCCAAAGAUUAUGAACUGGCUGAUGAAGAAUCGGCAACUCGCCCACCCCUAAAUUAUGAUGAGGCUGCUAUAGUCCUACCCGGCACUGGUGGUAAUGAAGACCAAGUUAGCCGAUUCUUCCAGACUUUGUAUGACGGUCUUCCCAAAGAUCAAUGGGCAUGGAUGCCUUAUGAAGAUCCACAAACUAGAUUCCCGCUGACCUUCCACCCUUUUGACGAUGCCCUCAACAAAGAUACCGACUUGAUGAUGGCAAUCAUCACUCAAAGGGCCAUCCCAGUGAAUACUUUCGGCAGUGGGAAGAACACUAACCCCACUUAUGAAUUUUACAACCCAUCGACACUAGCUCGUCAACUGGCUUUUGGCCAACUGCCGAUCAGACUCUGUUACGCCGAUGUGGUGAAGCCAAGGGAGACUAUAACCAGUGGACUUGAGUGGAUAAGGGUAGCCAUGCUUCAGCCAAAUGCCGAUACGACAAAUAUCGAUUUAUCGACUUGGAUCCCAGCCCUCUUCAUCACUCAGAUGUACAAACAGUGGUGGGAAGAAUGGAAGGAACACUUGUUCAGUACAUUGGCUCUGACAUACCGUGGCAUGAUCGAUCCCAACUAUAAGGUUCCCAAUAACACUGUCGACAACCCAGCACCGACAGUUAGCAGGAGCGGAAGACCGAUCGAACUCCUUCCAUCAGGUCCAAUCUCCUUGAUCGGUCACAACGCACCAAGUCUAGCAGCUUUGAUGCAUCGGAACGUGCGUUUUAAGAAGACAACCACCAAGCGGUCAAAGACAUCCCCAUCAAUUGGUGCUACCACUCUAGCGCAGGCUUUCAAGGUAGACCCUUAAUUUCCUUUGCUUUUACCGAUUCUAUCCCAUACUGACAUAAUCUUUUCAG